AUGUCGUUGACUAUUAUUUCCUUAAUUUUUUUAAAGAAAGAUUACUUGACUAAAAUAUACUUGAUAUGUUUAAACAAGUGUUAAUUUGUAGAUUCGAGGUUUUAUGAAUGUGAGCAAAUUACAAAAUUUAAAUUCGGAGUUUGGAGUAUUUGUAAGAUGUGCGGUUGAGCGUUAAAGAAUAAUGAAAUGUCUAUUGAAUAACAUAAGUAUAUGCGGGUUACUUAUCAAAUCGUUCUUUGAAGAUUACUUUGAUAACGGCAAACUCAAGAAAGAAAUACAGUGUUUCUGUGUUAAUGAUUUCGAUUACGUUUGAUUUAUUCUUUUUAUUAUAAUACAUGAUCUAACCGGCGUAAGAGAACAAUUUUUUGAAAUAUAUUUAAUGGUGUGAGUGCUAAAUAUGUACGGCAUCAGAUUGUAUGAGUAAUUGUAUUUGAUUGAUGACAAACAUUCUGUGACCUUUGACGAAGUCGACACAGAAGUAAAAGAAAAAAAAAUAUGGUUCGAAUAAACGAGGAUGACUUCAGUUUGGCUUGCAUUAAAGAAGAAGUCGUUAACGUGAAACGUAAUUGUGAUUGCUGUGGUCGCCUCACUUUUCCCAGUUGCGAUACGGUGUGCAUCGAUAAAACGAAGAAAAAUGAUACGAAAUGUUGCAAUAGAAAAUAUUCCGAAGAAUCGACCUGUCAAUCGUCCUUGACGUCUUACGAUAGGCUCAAAGGGAAACAAUGCGUUCGAUCGAUUGCAAAAAAUUGUAAAAAACCUACGAUUGAAUGUACAAGAAUAAAAAAAUGUAUAAGAGAUCAUGUGGUUAAAGCUGACUACCUAAGAGGAAAACGAUCUAUCCAAUCAAUUGCAAAAAAUUGUAAAAAACCUAUGAUUGAAUCCGCAAGAAUCAACAAAUGUUUAAGAGAUAAUAUGGCUGAAGCUGACUGUUCAAAAGGAAAACAAUUUGUUCGAUCAGAGAAUUGUAAAAAACCUAUGAUUGAAUGUAUAAGAAACAAAAAAUGUAUAAGAGAUCAUGUGGCUGAAGCUGAUGUUUGUCAAGAUGGCGAAAGAAUUAAAGCGUGUAAAAACGCUCCACAUAAUAAAUGUAACGCUUCUUUAUCUUCGUUGAAUUCUACGAAUGGGGAUCGUAAUAACGUCUGUAAAAAUUUUUCUUUGGAAAAAAUAAAAAUGGAUUACGAAGACACUUGUCCAAAAAAAAAUUCGUGUAUAAAGUUUGGUUGCCUCGAAUUGGAUGAUCCUGAUGUCUGCGAACGUAUACCAUCUAUAAUAAAACAUAUCGAGCAAUGUAAACAGAAUUUUUUAGAAAUAAUCAAAGCCUCUUUGAUAAAUAUUGGAAAAAGUAACGACCCGGAGAAAAUAAUAGCUUCGACUUUACGAGCUGCCCGUGCUAAUGAACUCGAAAAUUCGUUGAAGGAACAAAAAUGGAGAAAUUCAAAUGUGUGCGAAUCUUCAUCAAGUCGUAAUGAAUUUGAAUCCACAAAGAAUUUAUGUAGAAACGAUUUUCUCUCUGCGGCUUGGACAGAGUUCAAGAAAUAUUAUAGAUCGCACAAACCGAAAGUUUGUGGGCCAUGUGGUGUCAACAACGCUGUACCUUGCAUAAAAACGAACGAUAGGUAUAAACCAGAAGUUUGUGGGCCAUGUGGCGUCGAUAAUGCUGUACCUUGCGUAAAAACGAACGAUAGGUAUAAACCAGAAGUUUGUGGACCAUGUGGCAUCGAUAAUGCUGUACCUUGCAUAAAAACGAGUGAUAGAUAUAAACCAGAAGUUUGUGGGUCAUGUAGCAUCAACAAUGUUGUACCUUGCAUAAAAACGAACGAUAGGUAUAAACCAGAAGUAUGUGGGCCAUGUGGCGUCAACAACGCUGUACCUUGUAUAAAAACGAACGAUAGGUAUAAACCAGAAGUAUGUGGGCCAUGUGGCGUCAACAAUGCUGUACCUUGCAUAGAAGAGAAUAUGUUCAAACCGGAAGUUUGUGGGCCCUGUGGCAUCGACAAUGCUGUACCUUGCAUAGAACUAAAGUCGCAAGGUUACAAAAACGAGGAGAUCAGUGAAUUCGUGAAGCUCAUAGAUCUGAAAUUGAGGGAAGAACUUACGAAGAAUCUUCGAAAGAAAUUAUGCUGUGAUGAUACGGUCGAACUGAAGAAUUCUUAUUAUUGUGUGGCGACACUUUGUCCGUGUAUGACAAAGAAUUAUAGUUUGAAAGGUCCUCUCGUACUUGGACCAUUUAAUUUUGGUGCGCAGGACGAACAGAUCGACGUGUGUCAAAACAAAUCGAAGAAAUCUGAAAGCAUCUGUAGUUCUUUGGAUACUCUUGAAUCUUUCCAUUAUUCUCAAUGCAUAAUUGACAGCAAUAAUUCUGUGAAUAUCUCCGCGAGUUCGAUUUGCUCACAAUUAGUCGAAUGUAAUGGAGCUGAGCCAACGGUAUAUUGCGAUUUUUCGCCAAAGUGUAAACAUCGAGAACCCAUCGUUCUCGAUCAUAAUUGCAGUUAUGUAUCCUGUCCGGACAGAAGAGCUGAAGAACACUUGGAAAAAUCAUAUACGAAGAAAUCAGAGGAAGUUGCAAAAUGGGGCAAGUGUCGCAGCAUGUUCAAUUCGUCGUCAAUGAAAGAAAACAAAAAAUUGAAGAUAUGCAAAGAAAUGGGUCUUAGUAUGGAACAACUUGAAAAAGAGUCGAGAGAAAUUAUUUGUAGGCGCGAGAACGGCGACGAAGAGAAAUAUUUGUUAACUCAUGUGUGUGGCUUGGAUGAACCAUGCGCAUCGAAAUUGCAUAUAUGUAAACACGAAGAGGACGUAUGUAAGAAUAUUUGCAGUAGAUCCUCGCAUAUUUGUCGAGUCGGUCUUGAUGACGUCUGUAUUAGCGGUGAUAAUUUUGAUAAUUUGGAGAGAUUUGAAAAUAUUGGAAGUUGUGGAUUUGCUAAACUCUGUCGAAAGCUUUUUAAAUGGGUCCAUUGCAUAUCAAAAAAUUGGAAUGAAAUAAGAAGUCAUCCCUAUAUCGUCGUCCAUUUACCUUCUUUGAGUUACUCCGACAAAUUGAGGUGUAGAGCAAGAAAGACCUUCGAUUUUUUGCAAAACAUUCAAGUUACCAACGUCUUACACAUCCUAUUCUCGCAUCAAACUUCAAAAUGAAGAACACACGAUUUUCUGCAGGUAGGUCGCAUAGGAUGGUUAGAUGAUUCAAACGUUCAGAUACUUUACGUUUUCCCGACACCGCAAAGCGAGGAAUUGUUGACGAUCUUGAAAAAUUUAAUAGUUAGUGUACGUCCGGAUAUCGAUAUAUCGAAGAGAUUGUGGAUGCUAGAACCGGAACCGAAAUGGUAUAUUUUUCUGUUUAAAUUUAAGCCGAACUGAAUUAUGUACGUACAUAUGAACCAUUGACUCUCUUUUAUACUACAGAAUAAGAGAAUUGUUAUAUCACGGUAAAACGCAACACUGUGAAUAUGAAUGUGAAUCUCAUUGAAGAUCGUUUGUUUUUGCAGUCUUUUGAAGAAUUGUGUUAGCGGUAGCGCCAAUUUAUUUUUUUCGUCGGACGUCUAUCGAAGAGUCCGAUACUUAACAGCUGGCAGACAUGCUUUCAUUUUACCCGGAGUGAUAGAUCAAAAAAAUAUCUUCAUUGCUUGCGAAUUACAAAUACCGAUAAUGGGUAAAUAAUUGUAAAAUCAUUACCAUACGAAAUUGUUAUUUCGGUUCAUUUGGUCAAUUGCAAUGAUUGCAUCAUAGCCGUACAAGAUAAGACAGAGAAACGGGUGGUUAUAAAAAUUGAUUUUUUCAGACAUCUUUGGAUAACGUGAUUAUUUCGUCAUCAUUUCAACAGCGUGACUAUUGUCGUGUUCACACAAUAAAAUGAUUUUUUGUUAAGAUAA
This is a messenger RNA of Vespula vulgaris, 3863 nucleotides long. RefSeq lists its product as uncharacterized. The record is from RefSeq and is a predicted model, not a curated record. The coding region runs from base 496 to 3129 and encodes 877 amino acids. The transcript is spliced from 6 exons. NCBI's taxonomy places the organism in Eukaryota, Metazoa, Arthropoda, Insecta, Hymenoptera, Vespidae.